UGGCGGCGGAAGAGAUGGAGCAGCGUCACGAGCGCCCGGCCCCUUAAAACGCUGCUGGCUGGAGCCGCCUCCCUCCCUGCAGCCCGCGGCGGGGAUGGAGUAAAGGGGGACCCGUCGACCUGCCCGCGGGGAUCAGCGAUGGAGUUAAAGCAAUCUUUGUCCACCCAUCUGGAAACCGAGAAGCCUCUGAGGCGCUAUGGGGCGGUGGAGCAGACGGCGUGGACCGCGGAGGGACUGGGGAGAAAUCAGCUGGACAUCAUCUCCAUGGCAGAGACAACCAUGAUGCCGGAGGAGAUCGAGCUGGAGAUGGCGAAAAUUCAGCGUCUCCGGGAAGUCUUGGUCCGACGGGAGUCUGAGCUCAGGUUUAUGAUGGAUGACAUCCAGCUUUGCAACGAUAUUAUGGACCUGAAACAAGAGCUACAGAACUUGGUCGCCAUCCCAGAAAAAGAAAAGACCAAGCUGCAGAAGCAGAGAGAGGAUGAGCUAAUCCAGAAGAUCCACAAGCUGGUGCAGAAGAGAGACUUUCUGGUGGAUGAUGCGGAGGUCGAGCGGCUAAGGGAGCAAGAAGAAGACAAGGAAAUGGCGGAUUUCCUGAGAAUCAAGUUAAAACCUCUAGAUAAAGUAACCAAAUCUCCAGCCAGUUCCCGAGCAGAGAAGAAAGCAGAACCCCCACCUAGCAAGCCCACAGUGGCCAAGACUGGGCUGGCACUCAUCAAGGAUUGCUGUGGGGCCACCCAGUGCAAUAUCAUGUAGCCCCCAGUGUGGGGUGCCCCCGGGGCCGCGGGGACCCCGCCUCCCACCCUCUUGUCUUCAUAGCCCCCAUUUCACUGGGGCCCAAGAGCUCUCCAAGGUGGAAGGGGUUGAAGGCAAGCCUGUGACUGCCGCCAGGGGCCGUGGGCGUGGCGGGCGGGCCCGGCCGCCCUG
Messenger RNA from Lynx canadensis (Canada lynx), 924 nucleotides. It is a transcript of the gene BMERB1, whose product is annotated as bMERB domain containing 1. The coding region runs from base 139 to 753 and encodes 204 amino acids. Lineage: Eukaryota; Metazoa; Chordata; Mammalia; Carnivora; Felidae. Gene Ontology annotation, cellular component: microtubule cytoskeleton. Gene Ontology annotation, biological process: negative regulation of microtubule depolymerization. The record is from RefSeq and is a predicted model, not a curated record. The transcript has 6 exons.